AUGAUUGGGCAGCCUGGUGACGCAGAUGAAUGGGUUGAGGUGGGCAGGAUUGGGCCUCCGCAUGGGGUGCGGGGAGAGAUGAAGGUGCAGGCGCUGACAGACUUCCCCGAAGACCGCCUAGCCACGGCUGGGCCCAGGUGCGCCUGCUGGCUCGCCCAGCGCUCGCCAUCCCCCUGGGCGCUGCAGGUGUGGCUGGUGAAGCUUGCAGAAGUGGAGAGCCCUGAGGAGGCGGCGCUGCUGCGGGGCCACACACUGCUCAUCCCCGCCAGCGCGCGGCAGUCUCUGGAGGAUGAGGACGAGUUUUAUGUGCAGGACCUGGUGGGGCUGCGAGUGUUCCUGCAGGCCACCGGGGAGGAGGUGGGCCUCGUGUCGGACGUGUUUGACGGCACCGGCACCCACGACGCAGCAGAGGCAGAGGCGGAGGGAGGCGCUGCCGUGCCCCGCCACGUGCUGCUGCCGUUUGCCAAGGCCAUGGUGCCGGUGGUGGAUCUGGCGGCGCGGCGCAUGGAGGUGACGCCGCCUGAAGGGCUGCUUGAGCUGGUGGCGCCGUCCAAUCAGCGGCGGGCGAGGAAGGAGAACCGUGGGCGGCGGGAGCGGCGGCGGACACGGCCCCGCGGGCAGUCAGCGACGGGCGCGGCCGAUGCGCUUGGCAGCGACGGCAGCAGCCCGGCAGAGUGA
Chlorella variabilis is the source of this 678-nucleotide messenger RNA. RefSeq lists its product as hypothetical. The transcript is spliced from 4 exons. Gene Ontology annotation, cellular component: ribosome. Bases 1 to 678 code for a protein of 225 amino acids. Gene Ontology annotation, biological process: rRNA processing. Lineage: Eukaryota; Viridiplantae; Chlorophyta; Trebouxiophyceae; Chlorellales; Chlorellaceae. Gene Ontology annotation, molecular function: ribosome binding. The record is from RefSeq and is a predicted model, not a curated record.